AUUAGGUUAUCAGAGAGCAAUUGUGGUACCUUACAUUAUACGUCAAAUAUAUUAUUAAACUUGCAAAAUUUUGAAGAUAUCGAUAUCAAAAGUAAGGCAAAUGUUAUAUAAACUGUUCGAUUUGCGUUUGGUUGACAAACACUAUUUACUACCGCGAAUAUACGUGUUCUGAAAUACUCAGACGUAUUUAGUAAAAUUUAUUAUUUGUUAACUUAGUGUUCUGGAUAAAUAACAAACUAACAUACGUUAUUUACAUAAGUUUCAAUUAAGCGGGUAGUGUGUUGAAGAUCAAAGUUAUGUUUCGGUAUUUUCUGAAGGAAUUUAUAAGAAGUCCGUGGAGAGAACCUGGUCCAAGUGAAUGGAAUGAAAGUAUGUAUGACGAUUUAUGUGAAGAAAUAGGAAAGAUAAGUUUCAACGAAGAAGGACGAAAAUGUGGAAUACUUUUAUGCGGACCAAACCAAUCAGGGAGGUCAUCAUUCGUAAACACAGUGAUCAGUAUAUGCAUAGGUCGGCCAGCAUAUGUUACGAGAGCGAUGUUUUCGGAGGAAAUUGUCACUUAUCAUCAUCUACGCCUGGCGGCUUACGGGCGCUUGAACAACUUCAUGAUAACAGACACAAAGGGCCUUUUGGAACCAAAAGGUCGUGGCCUGAAUGUGGAUGAUGUACUUAACAGCUUACGGGGAAAUAUAAAAAAUGGCUAUAAGUUUGAAGAUGAUCCAAUAGAUAGGGAAAACGAAUACUUCUAUAACGCAUCCCCUAGCAAAGAGGACGAAUCACAUUGUCUUGUUUUUAUCGUUGGUGUGAAUAGCCUUGAAACAUUUCCAGAAAAGUACUUAAACAAAAUAAAAGAGAUUGUGCGUAAUAUGCAGGAAAACAGGUACCCAAUGGUCCUUAUUCUAACGAAAAUGGACCAAUAUUACCCAUACCUUCAAAGAGAUAUUAGAUACAUGUUCAAAAGUAGCAUUGUACACGAAGCAGUUCUCAAGGCGUCAAAGAUAUUUGGAAUUCAGGAAAGAGACAUUCAUCCAGUCGUUAACUUUACAAAGGAAAUCCGUUUGAAUAAAAUAAAAAGCAUUCCAGUAUUACUUGCUCUCAGACAAAUUUUGUAUUAUGCCCAAGACAGGAUUCACGCAAGUAACUAAUGGAAAUCUUCCGACAAGGAGAAGAAAGUUGAUAUGUUGGCCAAAAUCAUGAAUGCGUAACGAAUAUGGCUAAACUUCAUAAUUCCACGUGUGCUUAUAUCUGUAAAUAUAAUCAUUAUUUAUCUGGUUUCCUCUACUAAUGAAGAUUACGACAUACGUAUUUAAGGAAGCAUAUUAUGUAAACAGAAAAAAAAACACAGAUAUUUUUAAAAGCCAUUAAGCAUUAGAUAUAUCAAUGAUACAAAUGCUGACUUUUAGUUUCUUUCAUUCAGAUAGUCAGUAAAUCAUACUUCAACCGUAUAUCACACGACUGAAGACAAAGACUGAGGAAAUAUUGCUCAGAGAUCGAUGGAGAUUCACGCGCGUAAAAAUGAAUGCUACAAACCGUUUGUCUUUCAGUAACAAAACAUGUUCUUUACAUUUGACCAGUGUAUUUAUUAUCAGAAUAUAUCUGGGAUUAGUUUGAUGAAUUUAAUUUAGCUCGAUUACUUCAA
This is a messenger RNA of Mercenaria mercenaria, 1636 nucleotides long. Its product is annotated as interferon-induced protein 44-like. Bases 297 to 1142 code for a protein of 281 amino acids. The record is from RefSeq and is a predicted model, not a curated record. The transcript is spliced from 5 exons. NCBI's taxonomy places the organism in Eukaryota, Metazoa, Mollusca, Bivalvia, Venerida, Veneridae.